Messenger RNA from Aureococcus anophagefferens, 747 nucleotides. RefSeq lists its product as hypothetical. The record is from RefSeq and is a predicted model, not a curated record. NCBI's taxonomy places the organism in Eukaryota, Pelagophyceae, Pelagomonadales, Pelagomonadaceae. The annotation marks the transcript as partial. Gene Ontology annotation, molecular function: GTPase activity; GTP binding. The transcript has a single exon.
AUGUCGAAGAACUCGGAGUUCCUGAAGAAGUUCGCGCUGGACCGCGACGUCGCGGAGCUCGUGGCGCUCGAGCUCGGCGCGACCGUCGAGAUCGAGGAGUUUUCGCGCGUGGCCGAGGACGAAUCCGACGGCGCGGCGGCGGAGGACGCGGCGGCGGACGCGGCCGUCGAGGCCCUGCGCGCCGCCGCGGACGCGGCGCGCGACGCGUCGCGCGCCGCGCGGCCCGCGCCCGACACGGCCGACUGGGCCGCGCUCCCGCUGCGGCCGCCGAUCGUCGCCGUGCUCGGCCACGUGGACCACGGCAAGACGACGCUCCUCGACGCACUCCGCGGCGCGCGCACGGCCGAGGCCGAGGCCGGCGGCAUCACGCAGCGGCUCAGCGCGUUCGUCGCGCGCGACGCCGUCGGCGGCGGCGGCGACGUCGCGGCGGCGACGUUCCUCGACACGCCGGGCCACGCGGCCUUCUCGAAGAUGCGCGAGACGUCGACGCGCGCCGUCGACAUCGCCGUCGUCGUCGUCGCCGCGGACGACGGCGUCAUGCCCCAGACCGUCGAGGCCGUGGACCACGCGCGCGCGGCGCGCGCGCAGAUCGUCGUCGCCGUGACCAAGGUCGACGCGGUCGGCGGCGACGCCGCGCGGGCCGAGGCCGUCGCGCGCGUCCGCGGCGAGCUUCGCGAGCGCUGCGGCGUCGCCACGGAGGCCGACGGCGGCGACGUGCCCCUCGUCGCGCUGAGCGCGCGGACGGGC